CCAGAAUUUUCUCAUCUCCUCUUUCAGUAUUCAUGGAUUUGCUGUAAUAUUAGUAAUUAACAAUUAGUUCAAUCAUGAUUAUACCUAAGAUUAACCUUAGAUUUAAUUUUAAAAGAUUAACCUGAUUGGAUCUCAAUUUAAAUGUCCCAUGUUGUCCCUCCUUAGUCCGUAAAACCUUACUCUUACCGCUUUAUGAUAAAUCCAAUGGGUUACAGAAGAAAGAUUCUGAAUGUCUCUUGAAGAGACUGGAAAAAGAUUUUCAAAAUGUUUCUCCGAAGGUAAUUGUGGACAUUGGAUGUGGGACUGGAAAUAUAACGCAAAUGAUUUACUCCAGUUUUCCCGAUUCACAAAUCAUUGGUUUCGAUUGCAGUGAAAAGAUGAUUGAAUUUGCUCGUGAAAAUUAUUCAACCUCCAACCUCAACUUCAAUUGUGGAAACAUUUGUGCCGAGUGGGAAGAACUGUCAGUAAACUUGGACAUAGAAGCGGAAUCGGUUGACGUAGUUACAUCUACUUUUUGCCUGCAUUGGGUUACGAAUACUGCCAAAGCCAUGGAAAACAUCAAUAAAAUGCUGAAGCCAGGAGGAAAAUGUUAUUUAUUAAUGUUUUCUUGGAGCUCCAUUUUGCCCCUUCAAGAACAGAUAACAUAUCAAGAACCUUGGUAUGAAUUGUUUCGAAAGCUUGAGGUUCCUAAGCAUAAUGAGAAACCCAAAUAUGGGACAAACUCUCAGUCAGAUAAGUCUAUUGAAUCUGAGCUUACUCGGCGAACCUCAACCUCUCAAUUAGCUGAUUCCCAACAUUUGCUUGAUUUGGCUAAGCCCAAGUCUAAAUCUUCAGCAAUUCGUAGGAAAUCAUCGGCUCCGUUCCCUGUUUAUGAGAUUCCUCCUGCAAAAGAACGAAUUGAUCACUGGAUUAAAUUGUGUGAAACUGCAAAUUUGAAGCCUAUUGAAGUGGCAAUACAUGAUUCGACUUUCACUUAUGAAGAUAUUGAAGGAUUCAAAGGUGAAUUAGUAUCUUUGUGCCACUUUCUGGCUCAUGUUCCGAAAGAUUUACACUCGCAAUUUCUGAACGACUAUUUUGAACACAUGAAUAGGUGUUUCAUUGCACAUCAGAAUACUUUGCCAAAGAUCAACGUAGAUUACCAAUUUUUAACUGCCAUAGCCGAAAAACCUGCGACCACUGACACCAAGAAUAAGAUUAACAAAGAUGAAAACCAAAAUGAAUAUGAGACUGAAAUCUAAUUGGCAAUUAUUCGCUCUAAAUUAGCAUUCCAAUAUAUUCGUAUGUCUAUAUGAUCUAACAAUAAGUAAGCUAACUUGUAAGCUAUUCAGUAAAAUUGAAUGACUAACUAUUAAUAAAUAUCUAUUA
This is a messenger RNA of Tetranychus urticae (two-spotted spider mite), 1365 nucleotides long. Its product is annotated as juvenile hormone acid O-methyltransferase-like. Lineage: Eukaryota; Metazoa; Arthropoda; Arachnida; Trombidiformes; Tetranychidae. The record is from RefSeq and is a predicted model, not a curated record. Gene Ontology annotation, molecular function: S-adenosylmethionine-dependent methyltransferase activity.